Molecule: messenger RNA, 2511 nt
Organism: Exserohilum turcica Et28A
Lineage: Eukaryota; Fungi; Ascomycota; Dothideomycetes; Pleosporales; Pleosporaceae
Exons: 4
Coding region: 55-2511 (818 amino acids)
Molecular function (GO): protein binding
Source: RefSeq, a predicted model, not a curated record
ACUCCGCACAUCACCCAGAAUUGCAUCCCUAGACCACAGAACUACUAGAUCAUCAUGACCAAAGAUUGGGACUUGGUUCAAGAUGAAAUCAAGGAGCUUUCGUUUGCGCAGAAGAAGCCGCUUGAAGAGGUCAAGGAGCUCAUGGAACGAAAGUACAAGUUUUAUGCUUCGACUAGGGCGUAUCGGAUGAAGUUGAAGGAAUGGGGCCUCAUGAGACACAAACAGCGAAGCACAAACAAAAUCCGGCAUGCGACUAGGCAUACAAGCAAAGAUGCUACUGUUGACAACGCCGGGUGUGAGACAGAUGCUAUUGCAGUAGAUCAACAAACUCAAGAGGAUGGCGCAAAGACUAGUGAUUGGCAGCUUGUUGCCAGUCAGCCGAGCUUAGUCGCCGAUGGACCUGACGAGGUUACUGAGCACAUGUUCGCAGGGCUUCUGGACCAGCCUGUAGAUCUCCAGAUAUCCAUGGAUACCUGGUCGACAGAUUCUACUCAGCCAUCGGACACAGUAUUGGACAUGGUCGAAGCAAUCCUCGAUUACGACCUGGAGAGGUUAGGAAAGCUCUUGGUUGACAACAUCGAGCACAUCAAUGAACCCAUCGGUUCAACGUUAUUCGGGCCUACCGGUCGCUUCUUCGGUCACCCUGCGCUAAGCCAAAUGGUCAUCCUGCAGCAUGCCGGGCAAACCUUGUUCGAUAUCGCAUGCGGCCUGCCCUGCGGCCCAGUUGCCUGGAUGUUACUUACAUAUGGUGCAAAAGGUUCCAAACACCCGCUCGGCUCAGACCUGGCUUUGCAUAAUGCCAUCAAAAAUGGACGAGUAUAUACUGUUCAAGUGCUGCUACAACCAGACCGCUCAGCCGUCAAUGGCCUUCCUGACUCGAAGUGGACGCCGCUUCGCCAGGCCGUGUUCUGGAUGCAGCCAGAAGUAGUCCGCGUGCUUCUGAGGCGAGGAGCGACUGUUGAAGAUGCAGGACCUCCACCCGUUCAGUCAGGUUUAAAUUCGCCUCUACAGCUGUGUCUGGUGCGCCGGGAAACCAACUACGCUGAUCCAUCUUAUCGCACACGAUGCCAUCAGAUUCUUAAACUCUUGCUCGACGCAGGAGCAAAUGUACACGUCACAUCUCCAGACCCCAUGGUUCAAUCCACUUUUGAGUCAUUCAUAAGGCCAUGGACAAGUCGCCCAUAUUGGGGAUUUGAAAUCUCCCAGGAAGAGCUCGAGUGUUUUGGAAUGUUUGUGAGCAGAGGAGCCAAUCUUCAGUUACCGUUUCACGGAGUUCCCUGUCAAUCUGCUACCAAGGAAACGUUUGUGCAUCAGGCAAUUUGGCACUCUUCGCCAACUUUUGCCAGAUCGCUCAUCGACAACUUUGUGCCGUCGGCUAGUGGCAAUGGCAUGGCUCUCCUGCAAGAAAUCCUCGGCAGUUGUCCAGAUGCGAAGCGACAUCCCACCGAUACACUGCGAGAUAUGCAGGUUCUACUUACAAAAGUUGUUAAUCCAAACCGUACAGGCCAAGAUUUGAUCAGCCCCUUGCGCAAGUGUAUCACAGAUUGCCCUGCUGUCGACCUUGUUGCUCGCCUCCGGGUUCUUCUUGAUGCUGGCGCGAACCCUGAAGCUCAAGACCCAGAUGGGGUGCAGCUAUAUGUUCUUGCAGCGGAAACCUUUGACGAGCCUCUGCUGUCUGAGGUCAUGUCGAUUCUGGUCGCCAAGAUUCCCGGAAGACAUGUUCGCGUGGUCGAUGCCAUGUCUUACCAGUGGACUGGGAACAUUUUCCCGAUAUCAACCACACAAACAUAUGAGCAGGUCAUGUCAUGCUCGCGGCUGACGGGCGAAUUUGCGAUUUGCUUGCAGGAUAUGGUGCCUGAACAUGUUCGAGCCGUCUUCCACAAAGCAUACUUUACGAUCGCCAGCAACUACUUUCUUGAUACGAUGACUCGGCUGGCAAGAACAAGAAUGCUAGAUGCUCAGGAGAAGGAAGAGAUUACGCAAAUCACUUUGAUGCGUGAAACUGCGGGCGUCCCGGCAUACAAGUUCGAACCAGAUCUCGUCGUUGCGUUGCUGCACAUGCAACCUUCAAACAUGAUGCUCGAAGUCGAUGACCACCUGUCUACCGGGGAUGAAAUCUGCUCUAGUCCGGUUUCUUCUUUCGACGACACUCCAGCUUCAAGCAUGACACUGGACACCGCUACUCCUGCCGCUUCGAGCCAUACUCCUUUCCAAUUUAACCCCAACGGCACUUCGACACUCGAUAUUCCUCGAUCAGCACCCACUUCUCCCCAUCCAAGUGAUGACUUCUUCACUAAACCAAGCGAGAUGCAGUUUAGAGUGGAGUGUGUGUUGAAACACGAGUGCGCGAUUUGCAACGACGGAAAGUUGUUGACGAAGAAGGAGCUGGAAAAACAUGACACGGAACAUGAACACACUGCGAGCUGCACUGAGACUCUCUGUACAAGACGGUUCUGUGUUGCAAAGAGGAGAUCGACAUGUGAAGACCACCUGUUUCUGGGAAACGUGUGA